UAAGAAGAAGAAGAAGAUGUGAGUCCGCAGUGUUUUAUAGAGAAACAGGAUCUGAUCUGCUGCAGGAUGAAAAAUGUUUAAUAAGAGGAUCGUCUUACAAAUAUCGAACGUGAGAGACAUUCAGAUUUGAGAAUAUGGUUUCCAGAAGAUCCAGAACUCAGAAAAUAUCCUCUGCAUCUGAUCACGUCAGCGCGCCUCACAGGAAAACGCAAGGAAAUACCGUCAAAAAGAAACCGUAUCACUGCUCAGAGUGUGGAAAGAGCUAUAGUGAACAAGGGAAUCUCAAAAAACACCAGAAAAUUCAUACUGGAGAGAAGCCGCAUCGCUGCUCGGAGUGCGGGAAGAGCUUUAGAGAACGAGCGACUCUCAAAAAACACCAGAGAAUUCAUACUGGAGAGAAACCGUACUGCUGCUCAGAGUGCGGGAAAAGUUUUACCCAGCAGAUUCAUCUCCAACUGCACCAGCUAAUUCAUACCGGAAAGAAACCGUACCGCUGUUCAGAAUGUGGAAAAACCUUUAAUCAAGCAGGUCAUCUCCAACUGCACCAGAGAAUACAUACUGGAGAGAAGCCAUAUCGCUGCUCAGACUGUGGGAAGCAUUUCAGUCAACCGAGUAAUCUGCAAACACACAAGCUAAUUCAUACUGGACAGAAACCUUAUACGUGCUCACAAUGUGGACGGAGUUUUAGAGGGAGUGGUGCUCUCAGAAAACACCAGCGUAUUCAUACCGGAGAGAAACCCUAUCGGUGCUCAGAGUGCGGGCAAAGUUUUCGAGGGAGCGGCACGCUAAAAAUACACCAGCGAAUACAUACCGGAGAGAAACCCUAUCACUGCUCAGACUGCGGGAAGAGGUUUACUCAGCUGAGCAAUCUCCAAAGACACCAGAGAAUUCAUACCGGACGCAAACCGCACCAGUGCUCGCACUGCGGGAGGAGUUUUACUCAACGGAGUAGUCUCCAGAUUCACCAGCGGAUUCAUACCGGAGAGAAACCCUAUCACUGCCCGGAUUGUGGACACAGUUUUGCUCAACAGAGUAAUCUCCAAAUACAUCGGCGAAUUCACACUGGAGAGAAACCGUAUCACUGCUCAGACUGCGGGAGAAACUUCAGACAUUUAAACAUUAAAACACACAGAUGCUUCAAACAAAGACAAAUACAAUAACGAGGGAAAAAUAUACUUAUACCUUGUAAAAUGGACUUUUGUUGUAGUAAAACAUG
Astyanax mexicanus (Mexican tetra) is the source of this 1216-nucleotide messenger RNA. Its product is annotated as zinc finger protein 239-like. Lineage: Eukaryota; Metazoa; Chordata; Actinopteri; Characiformes; Acestrorhamphidae. The record is from RefSeq and is a predicted model, not a curated record. The transcript has 2 exons. Gene Ontology annotation, molecular function: DNA-binding transcription factor activity, RNA polymerase II-specific; RNA polymerase II cis-regulatory region sequence-specific DNA binding. Bases 135 to 1160 code for a protein of 341 amino acids. Gene Ontology annotation, biological process: regulation of transcription by RNA polymerase II.